CGCACUCUAAAAAAUAUUUAAAUUCAAAACCUACUUGCACUCUGUCCAAAUUUACGCUGCAUUCACCAGCUCUCUCCUUUUUUGUAAAACACCCAACCCAAUAGCACUCAGCAAAUCAAAUACAAACAUGCUCGACAGCAUCUUGGGGUUUGUCAGAAAGCACCAGCGCAAGCUCGUCAUCACAGCGGGAAUUGCCGGAGGACUGUACUACUCGGGCAAAAUGCUGCUCGGGCGGCUGGCAGACAUGCAGGAGGCCUCAGCAAAGGAGCGUGCGGCCAAGGACAACAUCCGCAGGCGCUUUGACAUGAACCAGCGUGACUGUCUGAUCACAAUAAUGAGCUUGCUGCCCGAGCUCAGCGAGCAGCUAUUGCACGAGGUGGACGUUGAGAGGCUGAUUACUGAGCUUCGCGCUAUUCACACGGCACCGAAGAUUACUGCACCGGCGGCUGUGGCCGGCGCAGACCAAUCGGAGACUCAUGAUGGCGGCAAUACAUGGUCCGGGAGCGAUGCUUUGGGCGCAGGAAAGGAGGACGGCGAGCAGCCGUCGAAGCCCGCAGCAUAUGAGCCAACUCCGGCGGAGGAGCCUCAAAGAAGAUCCAAGGUCGAGAUCUGGGAAGACAUCAAGAUACAGAGCUUUGCGCGCACGUUAAUUGCAGUGUAUUCCGAGUCACUGCUGACUAUGCUCGUGCACGUGCAGCUUAGCAUCAUUGGACGCAGCACAUACCUUGACUCGGUUGUUAGCAAGUACACUGGCGAUGACGUGGCUCUGGAGGGCCGCCUCGUGUCGCGGCUGUCGUCGAGUGACGAGCAGCACUUUUUGAUGCUGAGCUGGUGGCUCUUGAAUCGCGGAUGGCGCCAUCUGAUGGCGCUGAUAUCUGACGCAACCCACCACUGUGUCGGAAAGCUGUCACUCAAGGAGCGCAUAUCGCACCGCGAGCUCGGCGCGCUGUUUGCCAGCAUCCACACUCGGCUGCGCGAGAACGGCUUGGCACAGACCCUGCCGGUCAUCCUGCUGCCGCUCGGUGACACUAAUGUCGGCGACUACCUGGCGGCCAACCACCUGGUGGCCGAGCGCGUCUUUACGCCUGUUUUCACGCGCCUCCUGGAUCAGCUCCGCGAUGUUAUUGAAAGCCCCGACUUUGGGUUUGUUUUCAGCAGCUGUAUUGACCGGCUGACCGCGCAACUGCUCGAGGCGCUACAAGAGAGCUUCCCUGAGCCGCUCCCCGCACCCGCGCCUCGUGCGCCGUUGCCGCCCACCAUCGAUGGCGAGGCAGCGCCCGAUCUUGAUGACGUUGUUAAAGAGUUUGAGCACUUUUCCGUGCCGCAGGAGAGCCGCGUUGUUGUCGUGCAGCUGCUGCCGCGGAUUGCGCGCGAGGGCCAUCAGAUACUCAAUGGCGUGCCCAACCAAUAUCUCGAAAAUGUCAGCGCCUCGCGUGAGGUGCAGGCGCUGUCCGCCGCCGUCUACACUGCCGAGGACUCUUCCGCGUAGCUUUUUUCUUUUUCUCUUUUUUGGCAAAUUGAUUGCUGCUUUUCGUUGCUGAUUUUUUC
Molecule: messenger RNA, 1548 nt
Organism: Kickxella alabastrina
Lineage: Eukaryota; Fungi; Kickxellomycota; Kickxellomycetes; Kickxellales; Kickxellaceae
Product: Peroxin-3
Exons: 1
Coding region: 128-1489 (453 amino acids)
Biological process (GO): protein import into peroxisome membrane
Cellular component (GO): peroxisomal membrane
Molecular function (GO): protein-macromolecule adaptor activity
Source: RefSeq, a predicted model, not a curated record